Messenger RNA from Aethina tumida (small hive beetle), 5957 nucleotides. It is a transcript of the gene tai, whose product is annotated as nuclear receptor coactivator 1. Gene Ontology annotation, cellular component: nucleus. Lineage: Eukaryota; Metazoa; Arthropoda; Insecta; Coleoptera; Nitidulidae. Gene Ontology annotation, biological process: cellular response to hormone stimulus; positive regulation of transcription by RNA polymerase II. The transcript has 14 exons. Bases 578 to 4849 code for a protein of 1423 amino acids. Gene Ontology annotation, molecular function: protein dimerization activity; nuclear receptor binding. The record is from RefSeq and is a predicted model, not a curated record.
CGCCGGCCGUCGAACGCUUCGUAUGUGCUCGCGCGUUGAUUCUACACAGUGCCGCUCGCUCUCCGCUCUCAGUGCUCCUGCCUCUCUCGUCCGUCGUCGGUUCUGUCUGUUCCUCUUCGUCCGUGUGACCAGUGAGUGUGCCAUCAGCAUUGCCGCCGCCGCCGCCGCCGACGACGCUUCUCCAUCGUUUCCCACUCUUCGCACGCUGACUUAGUUAGUAACCCAGUGCUUCUGGAUGUAUAAUUAAUAUAAGUUGGUGCGUUGUACUUUGGCGAGUGAUAAACGAGUUUCACCAAAACAGUUCUUUGGCGGAAAAUGAAACUGGACCUGAUUUUACUGUUGAAUCUUAAGUUGAAAACCCGACUGUUCGAGUGUUGUGUUGAGUGUGCCAAUUUGGAAUAAAUAUACGUCAGUGGUUCGGUUUUCCUAAUCCCGUCUAGUGUAAGGAUAACAAAAUUAGCUACACGUAAAAAAUUAAAAGAAAUGAUUGGGUGUAUUGUUGACGGCGCUAGUCUGCCAACUGUUGUUCUAGUCAGUGCUGUUGUUCUCUAACUCACCUGUUUUAUGUUCUGUGAUAAUGUUGGAACAUAGUGCUAUGUAUCUGAAUGUGACGCCGCCAUAUGAAGACGACAAUACCUUCUUACCGGAUUUCUAUACACGGCUUGGUCCGUGUGAGCUGCAGGACCCGGUGUGGGCCAAGAUGAGUGCCUUGGCCGCCGGCGUCAACAAAAAACGUAAAAAGACCGAAACGAAGCCGCAAGCUCAGAUAAACAAAUGUAACAAUGAGAAGAGGCGGCGUGAACAAGAGAACAUCUACAUAGAAGAGCUGGCAGAACUGAUAUCCGCGAACAUCGCGGACAUGAGUUCUCUGUCGGUCAAGCCGGACAAGUGCGCAAUCCUCCAGGAGACCGUCAACCAGAUCAGAAGUAUAAAGCAACGGGAGUCGGCCGCCCAAUCGACCGAUCCCGUUCAACAGGGCGAAGUCAGCUCGUCGCGACCGAUUAUCAUCUCCAACGAGGUGUACGGACCGCUGCUGCUAGAGGCGUUGGAAGGCUUCCUCUUCGUGGUGAACGGCGAAGGCCGUGUCGAACACGUGACGGAGAACGUCAGUACGUACAUCAGGUUUACCAAAGAAGAUCUCGAGGGCAAGAGCAUCUACAACAUCAUCCACCAUGGGGACCAUGCAAGGUUCAGCUCCAGCCUACUGCCUAUGACCAUCGGCUGGAACAGCCCGCCCCCGACCAACAGAUCGCGCUCGUUCAACAUCCGUCUGCUCGUCAAGCCGCCCGACGAUCGAGAUGAAAGCGUCGAGGAGAAGCAGCAAAGAGUGAGCGCCUACGAGCUUAUGUACAUUUCAUCCACUCAAUUAAGAGACAACGUUUCGGUAACCGACGAGGACGGCAGUGAGAGUGGACCCUGUUUGUUGUGCGUGGCCUCGCGGAUUAGCCACCGCGAUAAGACCAACUGCUCCAUCGAACAGUUCACCACCAAGCUGGACACCACCGGUAAGAUCAUCUGUGUCGACACGUCGGGUGUUUCCCCGAACAUUUCGCAUUUCAUCAAGAAGGAGCUGAUGGACCGUGUGCUAAGGGAUCUCGUGUCGCCUCAGGAAGUGCAAAAGGUUACCGCCCACCUAAGGGAGACCGUCACCAACGGUCAGGCCACCAGUGCGGUCUAUCGGUUACAAAUUGCGUCGGACAAGUACGUGCAAGUACAGACCAAAUCGAAACUGUUUAAGACCCAAACGCCGGAUACCGAUUUUAUCAUGGCCACGCAUUCGAUCAUCGGUGAUAAUGAAGCAAUCGGUCCGACGGACCCGGGAGGCGGCAACACGAGCAGCGGCAGCGUAGGAGGUCCACUGAUGACGAGCGUCGUCAACGGCACCGCCCGCAACGGCGGCGUGCCCGUCAGCUCCGGCAGCGACAGCUCCACCACCUCCAACAACAUGCUGAACUCGAACACGACCUUCUCGUUCAUCGAGAACGACUUCAACUUCGAACUGUGUCCCUCGUCCACGUGGGACUGUCUGGACGGCAACACCUGGACGACCGAGACGCGUCCGGACUCGCGCCAAAGUGUGACACCCGUUUCGACGCCCACACCGAGGCCACCGAGCAACCCGUCGUACAGUCCGGCGGCCACCACCGUGGCCCAGAGCCCCCUUACUCAGUUCAUCACCCAGCAAAGCCCCUCGGUCCCCAAUCCAGCCACACCCGCAUCCUACAACGCAUCCUUUUUCAGUCCGCUGACGGAGCAGUCGUUCGCGGCCGAGGAACCCAAAGAUACCAAAGCUAAUGUGUUAGAGGAAGCCAGCAUGAUGGUGGAAUCAGGUAGGUUAAGGAACUUGCUCACCCAGCCGCCCUCCAAUAUGGAAUCGGCUGCCGAUUCGGACAACAACCGAAAUCGGGACAGGAUAUUGAAGGAGCUGCUCAAACAGGAUGACGAUGAUGGGGCGAGAAACGAUAACAGGACCAGCCCCAGGGGCCAUCACAUGUCUAGGCCGAUGCAGAGCAACAUGGAACAACAGAAAACCUCCUCGUCGACCAACGGCAACAACAUGCUCCGACAACUCUUGAACGAUAAAAAUGACGAUGAUGAUCUCGAGGCUAAAGCAGGCGUUAAGAAAAAGAGCGAGCUGCUUCAGCAACUACUCAAAACUGAACGGGAUGUAGACGACGACAAAAAUGCGUCCCAGGACGAUAAUCUUCUACAAAGUUUGGGAUUCAGCAGUAGAGGCAAGAAACGGCCCAGCGACGAUAGAGAAGACAAUCCCAACAAACGGAAUCCCGAUGGAACGCAGGUGUCAUCUUCAGGGCAAACAACCAGCAAACUGUGGGAAAGCAACAAGAUGCUGGCGCAACUCUUGGCCCAACAACCCAAGAACCACCAACCUAUCCCGCCGAUCCCGGCCAGCGAGAUUACGGCUACGCCGCAGGACAAACUGCCCAGGAUCACGGAUCAGAACGCGAUGAACAAGAGCCUGCAGAUGAACAUGAUGAACCAGCAGAACAUAAUGAACAAUUCGAGAAUGGCUGCCGCUAGGAUGCCGAACAGGGCGCCACCAACCACAAACUACCUCAGCAAUCAGCUACAGGCCCCCGUAAAUAUACAACGAACGGAAAACAGGCAAAUCAACCAGGUGACAUCCGGUUGUUUCACAUCGCCGGCAACUUCCAGCACUGAUAACAACAACACGUGGGACAACAACAACGUGCAGAGUGCCGAUCCCGAAUUGUCGGUAAUUUUGGAUCAAGUGAUCGACAAUAUACCGGACGAGUUCAUGCAGAUCCUGGAUACGGCAGAUGGUGCACCCACCAAUAGUGUGCACCAAACUCUCAGUGAGACUAUGGCCAUUAAUAUGAUCCAAAGGAAUCUGAUGCAGUGCGAGAGUGUAGUCAAGAGUCCCGUUUCACCCACUAUUUCACUGCCAAAUACACCACCCGCCUACACCGCAAGCCUGAAUAAUCAGUCUGGUUUUUCCGCACCCCCUCAAUACGCUCAAAUCAAGCGACAGAUCCGACCUGGUGCCACAGUCUACCCCACCAACAACAACCUCACGCCGCAGCAAAUUAUGCUGCAGCAAAAGAAUAAACUGCAGCAGGAGCAGCACAAGCGUCGCCUCCUUCAGGCGCAGAAGCAACAACAUCUCCUGAUACCGUCCAACGCCACCUCCGCUGAUUUGAACUCCAUUCAAAACAUCGACAACCUGCUCAACAACACCGUGGCCCCCAACGUUUCCUUGCAGAGGUCCUCAAGUGUGCCCGAAUCGCAGCUGUCACCCAACUAUCAACAGCAGAUGGGCCAGAACCAGAGGAUAUCCAACCAACAGCCCUACUCACCUCAUUCUCAGUUGACGUCGCCCAUCGGCCAGCAGUCUGGCUUUCCCCAAACCACUGUAGGAAAUUAUCCUCAACCGGGUGCUAGGCUGUCACCUCAGUCGCAGUUCAACCAGCAGUUGUCGCCCCGGCAGGCCUAUCCCCAAAAUCCCAAUUGGCAGCAGCAGCAGCGGAUCAGCGUCCAGCAAAAUCCAAUGCUCAAUCAGCAAUUGGCGGGGAACUUUCUAACAGGCGGCCGAAAUUUUCAGAGGGCGCCGGUGCAGAGAGGCGGCGGCGCAGGCGGCGGCGGCAUGAGCAGCCCGGGUGGCGCUCAAGUGUCCGCCCGCCAUUCGCCAUAUCCGCCGGAUCAAUUUCAGGCGCCCGUUUCGCCGGGAUCCGCCUAUCAGCAGCAGCAGCAGAACCAGUACCUGAGGCUACAGCGGGCUAAUAGCGCGCCCACCGCCACCACACAACUGCCAGGUGGUCUGGGAUCCCCCCGGCCCUACCCAGGCAGGGAUCACCAUCCCCUUCCCUAUUCACAAAUCCCUCCACCUCAACACAACACCCAUCACCCCAUGAUGUAUCAACAAGAAACCCCGCAGUACUGUUACGAUCAGUCCGGUUUACAAUUACCAUACAAUGGUGCAGAUAGGGGACGUGCUCCCCCCCACCUUCAGCCUGGUGUCACUGGAGGAGGCGGAGGCGCACCGACCUCGGAAUUCGUUCGCCAGGAACUAAGGGCCGUGGUGGGCGCGAGGACGGCGCAGGCGCAGCCGAGCGGUGCCGCCCCCAGGCAGCCGCAGCAGCAACAGCAGGGUAUGUUGCAGCAACAGGUGACGCCGGAUCUGGAUGGUUUGGCACUGGGGUUCGACAUGGCCACCGGUGCGAGUGAUAACCCGAAACUUUGGGGUGCAAUGGGGUCAGAUAUGGGCUCAAUGUCUCCGCAGCCAGCAACCUCCAGGACUACUAUGGAGGAGGCGGUGCGACAAGGUGAUCACAAGUCGUCGCUGUUGCAAAAGUUGCUGUCCGAGUGACCCAAGUCGCCCACCAACGGGGGAUUGCGUCAGCGCGUUGUAAAUAAUAGAGAUAUAUACUACUAGGUACCUCAUCGGUUGGACCCGGGUUCCGACCAACCGCCAGGCUGUAACUCUAGACAGGUUAGCUGCAUCCAAGUGCAUUACUACGUUGCUUGUUUCGUUAAAAGGUAGUGCGAAGCAUUGGGGGGGAAGAAAGCAUGGGCCCGAGUGCAAUUGUAAAUAGACAUUGUUUAUAUUUAUACAUAUAUAUUAUAUAUUUUAUUAUUGGACUUGUUUAAAUUUAUCGGGUUGCUGCAGGUCACCUUUUUCCCUUUGUAACUGCGCGUAAUGCAGGUGGCACACCAAACUACUUUGGUGAAGAUCAACAUCUACCGACAGAGUUUCUGCACGAAUUGUUGAAAAUCUACCUAUUGUGAAUACGAUUGUUAACCUGAAACGUAGUUUUUAUAAACAUUUACAGAUUUUGCUGUUGAUCUCCGUAAUUUUUUCCUAGUAAUUGGUUUGUAAUAAAUCAAAGACACAGUGUUGAAGUUCUCUGUGAGGUACACGUCGAUAGUUACCAAGUUUUUUUGUUAUUUUAAAAAAUGUGUAUAGUUGUAUUUAGUUAAUGUUAACACUGCCACUGCUUUAUACGAAAAAGUGAUUUAGCUAGAGAGCACUAUGCCCAGUUACAUAAAAGAACGUUCCCUAAAGCAAUCGGCCUCCCUCACUCAUUGGGAGGUUUUAUUAUUUGAAUGUGUUUAGUGUUGUCUUCCUUUUUGUGAGUGUUCAAGCUACGCAUUACCAAAAAAUAGUAACUGUUAAUAUUUUAUACAUAAUUUAAAGUACGUUAUUUGAGAUGAUGUCGUUUUUAAGUUGGACUUUGUGAUAGGCAAUAAGCGCCAUGUUAUAACUGUUGCUAGGACUUACCUCCUAGACCAUAUUUGAAUUAUUAUACGAUACUAGCAUUCAUACUUCAUGAUUCUAUUGUCAAUUACACCCCAAGCCACUAAAUUAAUGAUGAACAAAUUGACAGACAAAACAUAAUUUAAUGACACAGAUAUUUUUUGUACAUUAUUGGAGUUUUGAAAUAUAUCUAUAUAUUAAAAUAAAACUAUAAUUUCUA